AUGAGCAAUUCCGUUAGCAGAAAGCCUGCUGCUACAUCUGACACCUUUUAUUUACCCUUCGUAGAUGGGGCCAAGGCCGAAACCAAUGGAAGACCGGUACGCCAAUUACUUCGACAAGCACUUCGCCCCUCCGUUGUCGAGAUGAUCGCUUCCCGGCCGGUAUGGCCGGAAAUGAAUGGAAUAAGUGUUGAUUAUGAUUGCAAAGCUCACGAAGAAAAAGAUGGUCACGACUAUCACGACAAUUAA
Penicillium manginii is the source of this 246-nucleotide messenger RNA. RefSeq lists its product as uncharacterized. The coding region runs from base 1 to 246 and encodes 81 amino acids. The transcript is spliced from 3 exons. The record is from RefSeq and is a predicted model, not a curated record. Lineage: Eukaryota; Fungi; Ascomycota; Eurotiomycetes; Eurotiales; Aspergillaceae.